This is a messenger RNA of Sipha flava (yellow sugarcane aphid), 2169 nucleotides long. RefSeq names its product epsin-2 (gene lqf). Gene Ontology annotation, molecular function: phospholipid binding; clathrin binding. Gene Ontology annotation, biological process: endocytosis. The record is from RefSeq and is a predicted model, not a curated record. The transcript is spliced from 12 exons. NCBI's taxonomy places the organism in Eukaryota, Metazoa, Arthropoda, Insecta, Hemiptera, Aphididae. Bases 553 to 2085 code for a protein of 510 amino acids. Gene Ontology annotation, cellular component: clathrin vesicle coat; endosome; plasma membrane.
CAUAACAACGUAACGUUAUAAAUAUUACGCGCGCGGGGGAACGAUGGUCUGACGGACUGGUCGAGGUUCGCGCGAGGUGUGUUGUGACGAUAGUGUGCGCUAAGCCAAAGCAGUACACAACAAUCGCGCAAAACGUUCGCAGUUCGUAAUCACACACACACACACACACACACACUCGAGUACACGUUAUACAUUUCACUCGCACCGAACGGAUUUUUUCGCUAAUUUCAACACAGCACCCUGUUGUUCGUCGUGUUUAUCGUUCGCGCUGAAGUAGUUACCGUCUCCGUUUGCCGAUUUAAUCGUCUCUUCUCCCACCCCGUCCCGUUUGUUGAUUUCCCGACCAGUUUUCCGAGCUCCGUUUCUGUACGUACGUGUGUACAUGCACGAGUGUAUAUAUGUGUGUGUGUGUGUGAUAGUGCGCGCGCCCGCGUACAACGCUCUGUAAUCUUUUUAUUUACUAUUAUGUCCGUCGUCAUCAUCAACAUCUGAACAAAGCGCCAGCGGAAAGAAACACUAUUCUCGUGAAACACGUCAACAAUUGUCAUCAAGAUGAAGAAACGAGAAGAAAUGCAAGUUAAUGUAGCAGGUCUUAGACGAAAUUUAAAAAAUAUUGCACAUAAUUACUCUGAUGCUCAAGUAAAAGUACGAGAGGCUACUAGCAAUGAUCAAUGGGGUCCAAGCAGUACACUAAUGGCUGAAAUUGCUGACCUUACUUACAAUGUAGUUGCCUUCUCAGAAAUAAUGGCAAUUCUUUGGAAACGACUUAAUGAUCAUGGACGAAAUUGGAGACAUGUUCAUAAAGCUCUAAUCCUUUUAGAAUAUUUAAUAAAAACUGGCAGUGAAAAAGUUGCCCAGCAAUGUAAAGAAAAUCGUUUUGCGAUUAAAACAUUAGAAACGUUCCAACACAUUGAAGAGAAUAAAGAUAAAGGACAGAGGGUACGAGAUACAGCUACACAAUUAGUAGCUUUAUUAGAUGAUGAUGAACGAUUAAAAACUGAAAGAGCACGAGCAAUUAAAGCUAAAGAAAGAUCAGCACAAAAAAUUUCAAGUUUUGGCAGUGAUGGAAAUACAACUCCACAAAGCCCUAAAUACCCAUUGUUUCGAGAUUCUUAUGGACUAUAUGAUUCUCGACCCCCUGUCAAAGCGGAACUAGAAAGUGCACGGCCACAGACUGUUGGUGAAGAAGAAUUACAAUUACAACUAGCUCUGGCUAUGUCUAGAGAAGAAGCAGAACAAGAAGAACAAAAACGACGUAGUGAUGAUGUGCGGUUAAAACUUGCAUUAUCUCAAAGUGAAAAUGAAUUCAAACAAUAUUUAAGUAGUGGUUCUGAUUCUGGAGCUAAUAGUACUAAUGGCAAAAGCAGUAAUAUGUUAGACUUAUUGGGGAUCGAUCUAGAGAAUGAUUCUGAAAAAAAUGGUGCAGCAGCAGCUGCAGACCCAUGGGGUAUGCCAAUAAAAACUCAACCACAAUCACAACCUUUAAAUUGGUCUAAUGGGGAUCUAAAUAAUGGAACACCAACACGAGUUGUUGAUCCAUGGUCUCCAGUUACACACAAACAAAAUGCUACUUCUACUGCUCACGUGUUACCAAAUGCUAUAAAUGAUAGUGUCGAUCCUUGGUUAAUACAAACCACAUCAGUGGCACCAAUGACUCCACCUGACCCUUGGGCUCCUGCAACAGUUACUCAACCAAUAACUAAACCAAUCCAAGAAUUUGAUGAAUUUGCUCUUUUAGGGAAUCGAUCAUUACAAACAAAACCUACUCCUGAUCCAUUUGACCUCUCACAUAUAAACAACGAACUAUUAAGAACAUCUACGCAGAGUUCAACAUCGGGUAAGAAAACACCACACAGUUUCUUGGGUGAAAAUUCUGCAUUAGUAAAUUUGGACAAUCUAGUGACAGCUCCUAUUAAUCCAGCACCAGUUGCACAAACACGACCACCUGGUAUGGUAAACCCUUUUGGAAUAUCACAACAGCCUCCAUUUACAACUCAACCAACAGUUCCAGCAACAUUUAGUAGUUCAACUACUUCUACUUUGCCACCACCUCUUGUACCAUCUCCUAAUCCAUUUUUGUCGUAGCAAAAUCUUAAGAGUUCUUUUAAUAUUUUGUGAAAUCAUUAACAAUAACGUAACGAAAUUAUAUUUUUCUAUGGUUGUUUCCAA